Molecule: messenger RNA, 1428 nt
Organism: Hibiscus syriacus
Lineage: Eukaryota; Viridiplantae; Streptophyta; Magnoliopsida; Malvales; Malvaceae
Product: F-box protein At1g67340-like
Exons: 3
Coding region: 76-1212 (378 amino acids)
Molecular function (GO): protein binding
Source: RefSeq, a predicted model, not a curated record
AAAGUAAAAGGAGGACGAUGAGUGCACAGAUUUUGAGAUCACUUAGGGUAUAGAUUUUUUUUCUAGACAAAAAAAAUGAGAACGAGGAGGGGUCUUUGUUAUCCCACAGCCGAUGUUUGUUUAGAGAAGAUAGAUGUUAAAAUUUUGGGUUUCGCCGGAGAUAAUAUGGGUUGCCGGAAACGACGAAGGCUCUCGCCGGAGAGUUCCAGAAAGAGAGACUUUUUUUAUGCUUUGCCUGAUGAUCUUGUGAUUUCUAUUCUCUCCAAACUAAGCUCAACCGCCCGUCGCCCUUCCGAUUUCGCCAACGUUUUGGUUAUAUGCAAGAGAUUUAAUUGUUUAGCGCUUCAUCGUCUGGUAUUAUCCAAAGCCUCUCCAAAAAUGUUUGAGAUUAAAGCUAGAAACUGGUCCGACUCAGCUCAGAGGUUCUUGAAGAACUGUGCUGAUGCUGGGAAUGUGGAAGCUUGCUAUGCACUCGGCAUGAUUCUUUUUUACUGUUUGGAAAAUCGAGCGGGUGGAGCCUCUCUUAUGGCUAAGGCGGCGCUUAGCUCCCACGCACCGGCGCUUUACUCCUUAGCUGUGAUUCAAUUUAACGGAAGCGGCGGUGCCAAGAACGACAAGGAUCUUAGAGGCGGCGUGGCUUUGUGUGCUCGAGCAGCUUUUCUUGGCCACAUCGACGCUCUCCGCGAGCUCGGUCACUGCCUUCAAGAUGGAUACGGCGUCCGGAAGAACAUCGUCGAGGGCCGUCGGUUUCUUGUCCAAGCCAACGCUCGAGAGCUAGCGGCGAUUUUGUCAUCAACGGCGGCUGCUUCGAACAAAUUGACACGCUCUUGGCUCACAUGGAGCACACACCCUAUCCUGGCGGGUUGCCCGUUGCUUAGCGAUUUUGGUUGCAAUGUGCCGGCUCCGGAGGCUCAUCCGGCUAGCAAGUUCUUAGUCGAAUGGUUCGGCGCUCGGGGCGGCGUGCCAGGCCCGGGAUUGAGACUAUGCUCCCACGUCGGGUGCGGGAGACCGGAGACGAGAAAACACGAGUUCCGGAGGUGUUCCGUUUGCGGGACAGUGAAUUACUGCUCACGCGCUUGCCAGGCUCUCGACUGGAAGCUCCGCCACAAAGCUGAGUGCGCUCCGGUGGACCAGUGGCUCGGCGAAGAAGGCGAUGGUGGCGAGGGAAACGAAGCGGUAAAUGGGAACGAUGAAGCCGUCGCAGAAAAUUAAAAAAAAAGGCUCACGGUAAUUUAUUAUUUAGUUUUAACUUUUCAAGGCCACGGGUAAAAGAAAAAAAAAUGAAAAACGGGAGAAAUCGAGGCCAGUUUUGGUGGUAAAUUCGAGGUUAAAUAUCAAACUUCACCGACGACAAUGGUUGCCGGAACGGCGCAGUUCUAGUUCCAUGUGGGAUGAGUGCAUAGAUGGGGGCUUACUCUUAUCUUUUUU